Vombatus ursinus (common wombat) is the source of this 2857-nucleotide messenger RNA. RefSeq names its product centrosomal protein 97 (gene CEP97). The coding region runs from base 33 to 2621 and encodes 862 amino acids. Lineage: Eukaryota; Metazoa; Chordata; Mammalia; Diprotodontia; Vombatidae. The transcript has 11 exons. Gene Ontology annotation, molecular function: protein binding. The record is from RefSeq and is a predicted model, not a curated record.
GUCGGUUGCCUGGUAUUAGCAAAGCGGGAAGUAUGGCGACAGCGGCGCGGAGCGACGCGGCUUUACCACCAGGAGAAGGUGCAGUGGUUGAUUGGUCAGGCCAAGGAUUACAGAAAUUGGGUCCAAAUUUGUCCUGUGAUGCUGAUACACAUACUUUGAUUCUUGAUAAAAAUCAGAUUAUUAAAUUGGAAAAUCUUGAGAAGUGCCGAAGACUAAUACAGUUGUCAGUUGCCAAUAAUCGACUGGUUCGGAUGAUGGGUGUGGCCAAACUGACUCAGCUCAGGGUGCUUAACCUGCCUCAUAAUAGUAUUGGCUAUGUGGAGGGGCUGAAGGAGCUAGUACAAUUGGAAUGGCUGAAUUUGGCGGGAAAUAAUCUGAAGGCCAUAGACCAGAUCAGUAACUGCACAGCUCUACAGCACCUUGAUUUAUCAGACAAUAACAUAUCUCAAAUAGGUGAUAUUUCUAAACUGAUAGCUCUGAAGACUCUCCUGCUACAUGGAAAUAUCAUCACCUCUCUUAGAAUGGCUCCAGCUUGUCUACCUCGAAGUCUUGCUAUCCUUUCACUGGCAGAGAAUGAAAUACGAGACCUAAAUGAGAUUUCUUUCUUGGCAUCCCUUUCUGAGUUGGAACAGUUGUCAAUCAUGAACAAUCCCUGUGUGAUGGCCACACCUUCCAUUCCAGGCUUUGACUAUCGGCCGUACAUUGUCAGCUGGUGCUUAAACCUCAAAGUCCUAGAUGGAUAUGUGAUUUCUCAAAAGGAAAGUUUGAAGGCUGAAUGGCUUUACAGUCAAGGCAAGGGAAGGUCAUAUCGACCUGGUCAACACAUCCAGCUGGUCCAGUAUCUGGCAACUGUUUGUCCUCUUACUUCUACUCUGGGCCUUCAAACUGCAGAGGAUGCCAAACUGGAGAAGAUACUGAGCAAGCAGAGGCUUCACCAGAGGCAGUUGAUGUGCCAAAACCAAAAUGAAGAAUCUUCAUCUUCAACUGCUAGUGAAACAGAGGUAGCCAUUGCACCUGAGCACUCAGAUCCAGCUCCAGGGGGCCAAAUAGUCCUGGAAAGUGAACCUGUCAUUCAAGUAAAUUCUUGGGUUGGGACAAGUGCCCAUGAGGAUCACUUAUAUGCUGUUAAGAGUAACCUGGCAGCCUCAGUACAGACUGCAAGGUUUUCUCGAAAUGACCUACAUUUAGAAGACAUACAGACAGAUGAAGACAAGCUGAACUGCAGUCUUCUUUCUUCAGAGUCUACUUUUAUGCCUGUUGCCUCAGGAUUAUCCCCAGUGUCUCCUACUAUUGAACUGAGAUUACAUGGUAUAAACUUGGAUCUGGAAGAUGAUGGUUCUGUGAUUGAGUCGCUGAAAGAAAUGAAAAAACAGGAUAUGGAUAAGGAAGUAGAAAAGACUUUGUGGAUUUUGAAAGAGAGUUCUGUUAAACCAGCAAAUGGUGAGGGAAACCCAGAGACUAGUGACAGAGAUGGAAUAUUGCUCUGCCCUGAGCUGGCCACAGCAGGUGAUGUCUCCAGAGAUGGUGUUAGUUACUCCCCCACAGCCUUUCCUGGGACAGGUGGAUUCAGGCUUUCUAGUGCACAGCUUGUUAAUGAAGGUGCAUUAUCUCAGAUCGUUUCAGAAAAAGUUCCCUGCAGGCUUCUCCCUGAGCGAUCUGUUGCUUUGGACAAAGAUUCCACCAUACUUCGAAAAAUGAAUGAUGCAGCUACCAAGCUCCAGGCCUGCUGGAGGGGAUUUUACAUCAGGAACUACCACCCUCGAGCCAAAGAAGUGCGCUAUGAAAUACGACUGAGGAGGAUGCAAGAGCACAUUGUUUGCUUAACAGAUGAAAUAAGGAGAUUGAAAAAAGAAAGAGAUGAAGAGCAUGUUCAAAAGCUUCUGCAAGAAGAGGCUGUCAAAUUCCUUUGGAACCAGGUAAGGUCACUACAAGAUUGGCAGCAGACAGUGAACCAGCACCUCAGUUCUGCCUGGCAGUCCAGCGCUCCUGUAUCCAGUACUCUACUGUCCUCCCAGUCUUCUCCAUUAUGUAUCUCCUGUCGGGAGCCCUCUUUAGCCAGUGCUUCUGACUGGUCUACUUCAGAUGCUGAAGCUCCCCAGGAGAAAGUCUUACCUGAAUUCCCAGACUCUGGCUUUCAUUCCUCCCUCGCAGAACAAGGUCAUCUGCAGUAUUCAUUUGAUUCUGAAAAGAGUUCCGUGGGAGGGAGUGAGAGUUCUUUAAUGGGGAAUUCCUUAGAAACGGUUAGAUAUUUCAAAGAUGCAGAUACAGGGGAUACCAGUGAAGAGCGCAGUGAAUGGAAUAAAGAUAGCUCUAAUAAUGAACAGGAUAAUAGUCUUCUUGAACAGUAUUUAACUUCAGUUCGGCAGCUAGAAGAUGCUGAUGAGAGGACCAGUCUUGAGGAUGGCAUAGAAGAGGGUAGCCUUCAAAUUACUUCGGUCCCACGUUCAUGUUCCUUGUCUGACUCAGCUGCUGCUGCUAAUAUAGCUGAUAACAAAGCUGCUCCUUUGCAAGAUGAAACCAGUCAGACACCAGACACUUGUAAAUCAAAUGCAGAAGUUCAAGGCCAUCAAUCAGAAUGCGACUCUGCAUUUCAGGUGCUGCCUGUUGGUAUUGCUGUGUAGUUGUAUCUGGUGCCAUGGAAAACUGAGGAAUUAUUUAAUUCUUUCUAAUUUUCACUUGUCUUUAUAUUUUCUUUCAGGUGUGUUUAAAAAAAAACUUCAUAAUUUAUAUAGAAUUUAUAUGCUUAUCUCUUGUUUUCCAGAUUUCAGAUGUCAUAUUGAGGCUUCAUUUUGAUAGCAUUUUGCUAAUCUUGUGUAUUCAAAUACUCAGCUGUAUGAUGCUGAAUAAUAUUUAUAUU